GGAAUACCAUGGAACUGUUAGUAUCACUAUAACAAAACCAAAAUCCCGGUGGUUACUUUUCGCAUCUUUUCGUUUUGAGCUCACCGUGGCUCUUCUCCAUUGUCGUUUUGCUUCUCCCUUCUUCCUUCCCAUUCAAACCCUAAUCUGUCCCUCGGAUCCCAAAAUUGCCCCAAAUUGAGAACACGCCAUGGCGGCAACGUUCGAUUUGGUUCGUUCCCUCGCACUUCUCACUCUUGCAUUUGUGUGUAGCGUCGCGAAUUCGAUGCGGUUCGAGCUUCAAUCGGGUAACACCAAGUGCAUUUCAGAAGACAUUAAGACCAACGCGAUGAGUGUGGGAAAGUACAGUGUUGUUAAUCCCCGAGAAGGGUACCCACUUCCCGAUUCCCACAGGAUCGUUGUCAAGGUGACGUCGCCUCAUGCGAACAUGUAUCACUUUGGAGAUCAUGUGGAUUCUGGUAAUUUUGCAUUUACGGCAUCUGAGUCUGGUGACUACUCAGCUUGCUUUUGGGUUCAGGAUACCAGAGAUACCCCGUCGGUGGUGACUAUUGAAUUUGAGUGGAGAACUGGGGUUGCUGCCAAAGACUGGUCCAAGGUUGCCAAGAAAGGGCAGAUUGAAGUAAUGGAAUUUGAGUUGAAGAAGCUAUAUGAUACUAUCCUAUCCAUCCAUGACGAGAUGUUUUAUCUUCGAGAAAGGGAGGAAGAGAUGCAAGAUCUUAACAAAGCAACAAACAGCAAGAUGUUUACCUUCAGUUUCCUUUCGAUUGUGGUUUGCUUGUCUGUGGCUGGUUUGCAACUAUGGCAUUUGAAGACAUUCUUUGAGAGGAAGAAGCUCCUCUAAGUUCAUCACACGAAUUUUGUUCAUUUUUGCUUCAGAAUUUUUUUUAUUUUCUGUUCCUGGUUGUUCCUUAUGUAUCCAAAUGUAUGAUUAGUUCAUCUUUCACUUUUACAUUUUAUGGCAACUAGAAAUUGCUGCUGAUCGCAAGUCAUGUUAAAUGUAUGUUACAAUUAUGAACCGGUAUUAACUUUAGAAACUAUAGUUAAAUUUCUUAACAGGCCCUUAAAUUUGUGAUUUGAAAGUUAUCUUUUUUCA
Messenger RNA from Glycine soja, 1090 nucleotides. Its product is annotated as transmembrane emp24 domain-containing protein p24delta9-like. Gene Ontology annotation, biological process: Golgi organization; endoplasmic reticulum to Golgi vesicle-mediated transport; intracellular protein transport. NCBI's taxonomy places the organism in Eukaryota, Viridiplantae, Streptophyta, Magnoliopsida, Fabales, Fabaceae. Gene Ontology annotation, cellular component: COPII-coated ER to Golgi transport vesicle; Golgi apparatus; endoplasmic reticulum. The record is from RefSeq and is a predicted model, not a curated record. The coding region runs from base 188 to 838 and encodes 216 amino acids. The transcript is spliced from 4 exons.